AUGUCAGAUUACGAAGCUCUUUUGCAAUUCAACAGAGAGCGUGUGUCGCUCGAGAUGGUGAAUUUUCUGGCAGCAACGACUUCGUCAAUUAUUCAAACGAAAGAGAGCAGUAGCGAUGUGCAAGCAACUUUCAAACGCACGCCAAGGCUGGUUGAUUUCAUAAAGGGACUCGUUUCGCAAUCGAAUGUGCAAACGCCGACUCUGAUGUCGACCGCCGUGUAUUUGGCCAGACUGCGUGCGAUUAUCCCGGGAAGCGUCUACGGUAUCGAAUCGACCCGCCACAGGAUUUUUCUUGGGUGUCUGAUAAUAGCAGCCAAGAGCUUGAACGACUCAUCGCCUCUCAACAAACACUGGGCUUCGUACACAGGUGGACUUCUCGAUGUGCGUGACGUGAAUACUAUCGAACGCGAACUUCUGGAAUAUUUUGACUGGAACCUCCAAAUAACGACACGCGACCUUUUGACCUGUCUGGCACCCUUCUUACAACCGAUCAAAGAGCAACUCGUCUUUCAAAAACAGCAAAGCCUCAUAUUCAAUCCUGCACUUUCUGAUUAUUUCGGCAUCAAAACAAAACCAGAGGCUCACAGUCGCUCCUCAAGCAACAUGUCAAUUCCUUCCUUGGCAUCUACGGCUACACUGUCCAGCAUAUCUUCCAUGGAGUCUAGAAGAACACCACUUUUGGCAAACACUUCAAGGACAAUGCAAUGCAUAGCAGAGGAGACCUCAGAGCACGAAAUUCAAAACCGUACCAAGCCUCAGCUCAUAUCAAGUGCCCUUGAUUCUCAUGGCAAAAAUGCCUCAGAUUCAAGUCUAAAAGUUGCAGGAUCGAAACGUGCACCAGAUAGAUUAACGCGGCCGAUCAUCUUGAAAACAGGAUUAUCAAAACCUGUCCACGAAACGCAUAUCACCACCACUACUAAAAAAUUUGGUCUGCGAUCGAACUGGACUUCUAUCUUCAAGUGA
This is a messenger RNA of Lachancea mirantina, 963 nucleotides long. NCBI's taxonomy places the organism in Eukaryota, Fungi, Ascomycota, Saccharomycetes, Saccharomycetales, Saccharomycetaceae. The record is from the annotation of a GenBank genome assembly.